UUUUUCUUAGUUUGGCAAGUUGAUUGAUACAAGCGCGGGAAAUAUGUUGAAUCGCUGAACGUGAUAAGAGUGAGAUGACUACACGCUUGCUACAGUUAUUGCGUGUAGAAUACAGCAUUAUUAAUUUCAUAUCACAAUGAGCGCGAAACUUGAUAGCUUGCUCGAGCAAAAGAACCGAAAACAACUGCGUGAAUUUGUACACGAGACAGUGACCGAGGAGCUCGCCAAAAUUAUAUCUAACAGAAUUUGCAACUCGGACUUUUCUAAAGUACUGGACGAGAUCUUGCUGGUGUGUUCAGAGUCUGAAAGUCUUCACUCAAAGAGACUCAAGCUGGUGGAGUCUGCCUUGAAAGCUUUGUGCAAGGCCGAGGUCUCGAUCAGUCAUGCGAAUGACGUUGUAAAUCGUAUAGUGAUCGAUUUCCCCAGAUAUCCAAAAUUGCACCUAAUUAAAUUGGUCGAAUUUUGUCUCGCUAGUAUCCGCAAUAACAAUGAUGAGUUCAGAAGCUGGAAGGAUCUGUUGCCUACUCUGUUGGAGAUAUUGGAGGAAGAGAAGUAUAUUAAUCACAUGAAUGGUGAAGUUUCCGGCUCUAAGUACAAAUCUAUUGUCGUUAACAAUAUAUGCAACAGCGAGUGGGAUACAAAGAUCAUGCCGUCGUUGGCAAAAAUGUUCAGAGACAUAUCUUUAGAGAAGGAGGAUCAUACUACGGUGAUCUCUGUACUCUGCACAAGACUGCAGAAUAUACCCCUCGAGGAAGUGCCUCCUUUCGUACACCAGUCGUUGAGAUUAUGCACCAAUCAGGACAGCAAAUAUCUUCUGGAGGCAUUACACAGAUAUUUUAUGCUACAAUUCUCACGAGCUAAUUCUGAUGAUACGGACACGUUUGAGACUAUAGACAUGGUGAAUCCGAAGGAAGUGCAGGAUAUUGAAAGCACAGUAUUGUAUCACAUAUAUCAGGCAGCGCAGUUGAAUCAUCAGCACGUAAGAGAUUACAUAAAGUAUUUCAAGACUGUAUCAUUUGCUCCCGAAAGUAUAUUGGAACCAUUUAUGCUGUCUGUGUUGCUCAUGGUCGCUUCUAUUGAUGAGAAUCAGAUCUUUGAAAUGUUACGAGCAGUGAUUAACAAACAAAACGAAAGCGACGACAAACGGAAAAACAGCGCAUGGUUGAGACAACUGAUCCCCGAUUCUUGUAGCAUGAUGACUGUCAUGGGAAACAUCAUUGAUGUGAGCAACAGGGAUCGGCAUUUGGUGUUGAAAGGACUUGUGGAUCUUGCAUUUAUCUUGAUGGCCGCAGAGAACAAGUCGAAGACAGGCACGCAUCCUUCCUGGCAACUUGGCACGAAGGUACUUCAGAAAAUUAUGAAGAAACAUCACGAGACGGUCGCCACCGUGUUCCAGACAUUGAUUGACAAGAUAAUUGGGGGUGGAUUAUGUAUUUCGCAAUAUACCGAUUGCCUAGCUUAUAUGUGCCAUAAGUUGACAGUGCUAGUACUGGAUCACCAGGAAUCUGUGAUAAUCCUUCUCGAUCAGAUCUCGUCUAUACCCGGAGAAGUAGCCAUUUUCGUCGUUUCCGCGAUAUUUCCAUUGAUACAAGUCUCAGUCAGCCUUAGAGAGCACUUGACCCUAACGCUGAGAAAGACUCUCUAUAGGAAAGGUACGUUCAAUCGACAAAUGGCGGUCAGCGGGAUCCUAGAGAUGCUGAAGAAUCUGAAAAUGCACUCUCUGAGCAGCCUCGCGAUGAGCUCGAGCCAGUACGUCAAUUCGUCGACCGGCACAAGUUCCACGUCCAUCUUAACUCAGGUAACGUUAGAGAGAGGCACUCAGACGGGAUCUGCUUUGGGAUACAACAGAUCUCUGUGCUACGACAUAUUAGGAAUUUUGAGGAAGUGUUUCACUCACGAAUGCGAAGUUCGGUUGCACCUGUACAACGGUUUAUAUGAAGCUGUGUUGAGGAAUAUUGAGAUAGCGGAGUACAUAUUGGAAAUGUUACUGCCGCACUUCAAAGUGUACUUCGAGCCGGACGAGAAUAUCCUGAUACCAGCCAAGCUGGAACUGUGCACGGCUGUGCAAGGGGAGCAAGUUGUGCUGCAAGAACCUCUGGCAGAGCUAAUAUUCGUGCUACAAAAGAUAUACAUCAAGGCAGCCUUGGUGAAGUCGUCCCUUAUAGAUGAACUAGCGAUGAUCCUGGAAUCCCUUUGCAGGCGGAUGCCGCGGCUUGACACGGAACACUUGAAUCUGGACGACAGGCUUGACUUGAGCAGCUCCAACACGAAGACCCAAGAAAAAGUGCAGAAUGUUUUGCUAAUAAUCAAGAUCUACGAGGCUCUCAUGGCUUACAGAAUUGGUGCCUGGUCCGUGGACAGCACGGACACCGCGCAAAGCGUUAUAAGUUUGUUCAAAGGAUAUACGAGAUUCGUUGAAGUUACCAAGCAUGCGCCAAAAGUGAAAAAGGGAGAGGGCAAGAAUAAAAAGACGCAAACUGACGUAAACAAUACACCUGUAAGGAAAGCAGGUCGGCCGAGCCAGAUGAAACUGUCGCCCAGCAUCAUCGGCCUGUCCACGGUGUGCAAGAGCCUGUCACUUUUCUAUCUAAAAUCUGCUUCUUGGGCGACCACGGAUCAAGCGGCCGUUCUGGUGGAAUACCAUGAUUUCUAUCAUUACAUCCUGCGAACGCUGUUGCAAAUCUUGCACAACGUCAAACUCCUGACGGAGUACAAUUUACGGAAACACAAGGGACAGCACAUGAAGACCUACUUCGAAAUUGGAAAAUUAUUGUACGAUCACAUCAUGCUGAAUUUGAAGAAAGCCCUUGAUAAGGACGAACCGGGAACUAUACUGGCAUUGGAAUGCUUCAAAGAAUUGUGCUGCUUGGUCUGCACGUACUUCGCUUCCGAAUUGCCGCAAUUUCUCGGAGCUAUUGUCACCAAUAGGCUGAACCAGGCAGAAACUCUCAACGGACUGUUAGAGAACGUGACUGCUGCUUUAAGGGCGAGUUUCCGGACGUUCUUCAACGAGAAAGAGGAACACGAGGAGAACUCCAAGAAGAUACUCAGUAUAUUAUUGGACGUUAUACGUCAACUGACGCAAGAAAUCAACUUUUAUGAAACGGAUGGUGAUGAGGUGUUCGAUUCGAUGAUGAAAUUCACGCAAUUGGAAAAUAUGGAUCCUCAGGCUUCUCUGACCAUCUUCCAAAUUUUGCUGUGGAUAGAAGAGCAUAAGAAAGAGUACGGAGAAUUGCUAAAUGAUAUCGCUCUUGCAUUGUGCGAGAAAGUGGGUAGCAUCGACAAGGCUGAGGUAACGGUGAACAACAAAUUCAAAAUCGUCUACGAGGAGACAGCGACGCAGCUCUACAGUUUGGUAAACAACUCGCUGAAAGAGAAGCUGGAUAAUGUGUCGUGGUUGCUGGUGCGACUUAAAGCCGAGCAAAAUAUAGCUUACCUGCCUGGCACGGAUCUCGAAGCACAUCAAGAGAAACUGAGAACGCAGGAACGUAGCUUGUGCAGGCAACUGUCGCACAUUAUACAAAUACUUUAUACAUUAGCCAACGUUGCUAUCAAACCGGGACCGUCCACGGACUUCAUGUUCAGGAAUCUACAAAUCGUGUACAAUGUCCUUAGUAAUCUUACGAAAUACUUUUAUGGCAAGUCCAAUAAACAAAAUGCAGCGUUUCAAUCAAUCAAAUUUGUUCAAGUGAUUCAAUUCGCCGGGAAACCGCUGAAGUCCGCAUUUUACAACUUAAUAACGCAUACAGAGGAGAACCAAAAUGCGUCGAAACGUAAAGCUGAUUCGCACAUGCAGAGGAACAAGAUUCUGAAGGAGACCAAGAUCAUACCGCGCGUGGUAUACGAAAUUGAACAAUUUCACAAGGAGGUUUUAUCACUGGACAAAAAGACCGGCGUUCCGCUCGAGACUUACAUCAAACACAGCGUGACGCGCGAUUUUCGUAUAAAGAACACACAACUGACGGAGGCGCUGGAGAGAAUGGAUAUAAGUAUGCUGGACACGCAGAAUUCCCGCCGCGGUAAUGACACGUCCAAUACGAGCGUAAACGAUGUGUCUCUGGAUUUAUCCAUGAGAUCGCCAUCCGCGAAGCGUUCCAGAAGAUCGUCGGAGAGUUGAAGACACGCAGUGCCUCAAAGAAUCGAGGACGCCUUCACUCUUUGUAUUAUUUUAAUAUGAAAUUUACAUCUAUACAUUUUUUUUCUUGUUUUUUGCUUCUACAUUUUAUUAAAGCUUUUUUUAUAGCUCCGGUUACAUUACGAGCCGUUAAUGAAAAAUCAGCGCAUUUAUUAAAUAUAAAUAUUCUGUUGUUAUAUAGUUUACUCACAAAACAUGUUACCGCUUCCGUUAUCACAUUAAUUAUAAUAGAAUCAUAAUUAUAAUAGAAUCAUAAUUAUAAUAGAAUCAUAGCUCGUCCCGUUUGCGUUUCCCUUUUCGAACAUGUUUACGUACGAUGUUAUUGUAUUGUUCCUAAGAUAAAACUCUAUCAUUUGAAGUUGUGUUAAAUACAUUACGCGACAAAGUC
Molecule: messenger RNA, 4523 nt
Organism: Ooceraea biroi (clonal raider ant)
Lineage: Eukaryota; Metazoa; Arthropoda; Insecta; Hymenoptera; Formicidae
Gene: FANCI
Product: Fanconi anemia complementation group I
Biological process (GO): DNA repair
Molecular function (GO): DNA polymerase binding
Source: RefSeq, a predicted model, not a curated record